AUGGCUGAAAUCCGUCGAAAGCUCGUCAUCGUCGGCGACGGUGCCUGCGGUAAAACUUGCUUGUUGAUUGUUUUCUCCAAGGGCACUUUCCCCGAGGUCUACGUCCCCACCGUUUUCGAGAACUACGUCGCCGAUGUCGAGGUCGAUGGCAAGCACGUCGAACUGGCCUUGUGGGAUACGGCUGGCCAAGAAGAUUACGACCGUCUCCGCCCUCUAUCCUAUCCCGACUCUCACGUCAUUCUGAUCUGCUUCGCUAUUGACUCGCCCGAUUCUCUUGACAACGUCCAGGAAAAGUGGAUUUCCGAGGUUCUUCAUUUCUGCCAAGGCCUCCCCAUCAUCCUUGUUGGCUGCAAGAAGGAUUUGCGAUACGACCAAAAGACUCUGAGCGAGCUGCAGAAGACCAACCAGAAACCUGUCACUCCUGAAGCUGGCGAGGAGAUCCGCAAGAAGAUUGGUGCUUACAAGUACCUCGAGUGCUCGGCCAAGACCAACGAGGGUGUUCGAGAGGUGUUUGAGCAUGCUACCCGUGCCGCCCUUUUGUCCCGCAACAGCCGCAGCAAAAGCCACAAGAAGUGCUUGGUUCUGUAA
Molecule: messenger RNA, 588 nt
Organism: Ustilaginoidea virens
Lineage: Eukaryota; Fungi; Ascomycota; Sordariomycetes; Hypocreales; Clavicipitaceae
Exons: 5
Coding region: 1-588 (195 amino acids)
Biological process (GO): small GTPase-mediated signal transduction
Molecular function (GO): GTPase activity; GTP binding
Source: RefSeq, a predicted model, not a curated record